AUGCAAGAUCAUGCCUGUGCUUGGAGUGCCAACGUCGAUGGGCAUUAUGAGGCUCUGGUCCAAGGCUGGACUAAGGCAGGACAGGAUCACUUGACCAGUCCCAGUCGAGCCACACGCCAACCUUACCUGUCGGAGGCCUCUAUGCAGAAGGUUCAAGUCCGCAAGCAGCUCCGGCAACAUUUUAGCCGAGCCCAUGCCGAGCUGCGCAGACGCCUCCUUCUUAUAGGCUUUGCAGGCCUCUUGCACUACCGCCAGGGCUCCAUUUUCGCGCCAGAGGCGGUGCACCAGGCCAACAGCUGGCUCCGCGAUGUGUACCAGGACAUUGCAAUUGGUUCCCGACGUCUCGAUCAGCUGGGCAGGGAUCUACGAGCCAGCGCGAAGCACGACCGCGGGAACUAUCUGCAAUCUCUCGUACAGAGGGUCGCCCUCGCAGAUAUUAAGGACCCCAAGCACCUCUUCCGUGCGGUCCGCAAAGCAUUUCCAGGUGCGGCCUCAAAGCGGAGACAGUCAUUCAUUCCGUUGCCGGCGGUGGAACUGCCGGACGGUACCCUUGCGUGUAGUCCCGAUCACAGGCAGGAGGCAUGGAGGUCCCAUUUCAGUGAACUGGAAGCUGGCGAGGCCAUUGAUCCUGCAGGCUAUCCCGCGCUUUUCCGGGAGCAAAGGCUUGCCUACCAGCACUCGGUUCCCGUCUUCGACAUUGCGGCCGUGCCUUCGCUUACCGGCGUCGAAUGUAUGAUCAGAGAGUUGCGUUCCGGCAAGGCAUGCGGACCAGAUGGCCUGACCGGGGAGCUUUGGAGAGCCGACGCUGUUCUCUCUGCAAGGUUACUCCUGCCAGUCUUCACUAAGGCGGCUCUGGCCGUCCAGGAGCCAUUGGAGUUCCGGGGCGGGUGCCUUAUGCCGCUGGCGAAACAGGCCGCCGCGACCCUGCAGUGCUCCAAAUUCAGGGCCAUCCUCCUCUCGAAUCUGCCGAGCAAGAUAUACCACAAACACGUUCGAGGCUGCUUGGCGGAGCACCUCGUUCCUGCAGACCUCCAGGCAGGUACGCUCCCAGGAGUUAGUACGGAGGCCAUCGCCCUCGCUGCAAGGACCUUUCAAGCCAGAGCGCGUAAGCUCGGGCAACACUGGGCCCUCCUGUACUUUGACGUGAAGUCUGCUUUCUACUGCGUCAUACGCCAGCUGCUUGUUCCGGUUGGGGACACAGACCGAGCUCUGCGAGCUCUCUUUCACAAGCUCGGGGUUCCCGCUAGUGCGCUCAGCGAAUUGGCUAGCCAGCUCCAGCGCAUGGCUACCAUACCCGCGCUGGUCAGCAGAGAACACGUUUGUGCAGUCACGCCAGACGUACUACAAGGCACAUGGUUUCGCCUCGAUCGCGGAGCGGCGUUGACCCUUACACAUCAGGGGACUCGCCCUGGUGACGGGCUGGCGGACAUACUGUUCGCCUUCUCGUUUUCAGCUUACCUUCGAAGCGCUGAGCGCGCCGUCGCCGCCGCUGGGCUCUCUACUGCGACCCCUGAAGUACAGGGUCCAGAGCCAUGGUGCACAGAAGGGGCUCCCGACAACCUGUCAUGUGGUGCGUGGGCAGAUGACUUCGUCCAUAUGCACUCACAAUGCAGUCCACAGGGGUUAUCAGGUGCUGUUCGGGAUGUUGUCACAUGUUAUGUGGAGCAGGCGGACAGCAUUGGGAUGACGCUGGGUUUUGCCCGUGAUAAGACCGCGGCGGUCGUACCGUUGGCAUCCCUACGGCAGGACUCGUCCUGGUGCCCUCACCAGACCAACGACGGUCCUUGCUUGAUGGGCCGCAGUGCCAUCUCUGGCCGGGAGUUUGCGCUUCCCCUUGUUGAAGCCUACAAGCAUCUAGGAGGCAUCACGACUGUGACGGGCACACCAGCACCCGAGAUCUCCUAUAGGUCUUCACAGGCGUGGAAUACCAUUCGGCCUUUCCGCCACCGUUUGUUUUCGGCUGACAACAUUGCCCUAGCCACCAGACGGUUGAUGUUGAGGUCCCUAGCCAUGUCCCGCUUUGUUUUCGGCAGCGCAAUUCUUCCUUUGCACGCGGCGAUCCAUUUCAGGUCUUGGGCACAGGCGUAUGUCGCUCUCUGGCGGUCUCUACACAGGCGCAGGAAAGGUGAGCACCAUCAGCACUCUUACGCCACCCUAGCGGACGCGGCCGCUCCCUCGCCGCCCCUGGCGCUAGCAUUGGCUAGAGCUGCCCUCCUGCGCCAAGUCGUGCAUCGCGGCCCGGCCACCCUCAAGCGCCUAUUGUGGGCGCACUGGGAGUGUGACCCUGGAGCCUCCUGGCUCGGUGCCAUUUCUGCUGACAUCCAGCAUGCCUGUCAGUACGUAUGGGAUUCAGAUCUCCGAUGGUGGAAAGCCCAAGGGCAAACUCCAUCACCUUCCCCUUCCGCGAUCGAGGAACCAGAGGCCUCAGCGGACAGACCCUUUGUCUGCCACCAUUGUUUCGCCACGUUUCCGAUGCGGAAGCACCUGUGGGUGCACCUGGCUCGGGCCCACGAUGAAAUCACACCAACCAGGCUUUUGGCGCACUCCUCGACUUGCCAGGCCUGCCUGAAGCAUUUUGGGUCAGUUGAAAGGUUGCAAUACCAUCUUAAACAGCAUGGUGAUUGUCUCCUCCGCACCGCGUGGCUCCUGCCGCCGCUUACCCGCGCCGAGCUUGCGGAAGUGGAAGCUCCCUUCAAACUCGCCAAGAAGGGGCUCCGCAAAGGCAACUGGCAACAGUUCUCCGCUGUCGACACUGCUAUGCAAUCCUACGGGCCACCCGCUUUGACGGCACAUGAGAUUGCUGCCGAGAUAGGGGAUGACAUCACCCUCGAUGUUCUUGGGCGUCUCUAUCACCCGGAUCCGGCCUUUGUCUUGUCAGUAGAGAACUAUGUCGCUGCGAAGUCCACAGAGGGCAGGCGUAAUACCGCUAGCCGAUUUUGGGACCAGCGACCACGUUUCACCUUUGCAUGUUCUCGAAUUUAG
This is a messenger RNA of Symbiodinium sp. CCMP2456, 2982 nucleotides long. The record is from the annotation of a GenBank genome assembly. Lineage: Eukaryota; Dinophyceae; Suessiales; Symbiodiniaceae.